CUCCACCCUCAUCAGCAGCAACGAGUUCUCACACGCUUGUACAAGACUGUUAGGAAACAUUUUGGCAUCUUUGUUCGUCGCGCGGCCAACACUGAGGGGUUUAAAACGCAAAACGUUUAAUAUUUUGCUGCAUUUUAUUUUUCCUCUUAAUGGCGACCAUGCAUCUGUUGCGGUCAAUGAGUCUCCUAGAGAUCACUCUGGUGGUUCUGCUGGCUGGCUGUCAACAAUGUCUCUCAACCAACAGUGACACCGCAGCCCCUCCGGAGGUCUUACAGCACAAUGGCACUGUGUAUGCAGUCUGCAAAAUGAGACCCAGCACCUCACUUCCCGAGGGCCUGCCCAAAGUGUAUGGUCAGGCACUGUUUAAGCAGGAUUAUCCUCAUGGAAAUCUCCAAGUUAUGCUCCGGUUCAGCGGAUUCCCAGCGGAGGACACUUCGGAGCCCAGGGCGGUGCACAUCCAUCAGUACGGAGACCUGAGCCAGGGAUGUGACUCAACGGGUGGCCACUACAACCCAUAUGGCGUAGAUCACCCCGGCCACCCCGGAGACUUUGGCAACUUUGUGCCCGAGCAAGGGAGAAUCAGCGCCAUGUUUGAAUCCCAGGCAACACUGUUUGGAGGCCUGUCUGUGAUCGGAAGGGCGGUGGUGAUUCAUGAGAAGAUAGAUGACUUGGGGCUUGGAGGAAACGCUGGGAGCCUGCUGCAUGGAAACGCAGGCCGGAGGCUAGGUUGCUGUGUUAUUGGGAUUACCUCCCCCGGUCUCUGGGGUACAAUGUACUUAAGGCAGCUGAGGAGUAAUUAGCCAAACAAUAGUGGCCAAUACUGUUGCUCAGUUUUAAAGAUAAUUGCCUUGGUGUCUGAUGUCAUGAAACCGAUCAAUUACUCAAUGAAGCCCACCUCCAGUAUUCACACUGUCAGAUGUAUUGUUCUUCAUCUCACAUCAAGAAGAGGUUUACAUUUGUGCUUUCCGUUUAUACAACUAUUAGAUGGGUUGCCAUUUUGAUUGUUUAGUGACCAAAUUCUUGGAAAAAGAAUUAAUCAUUAAUUAAAGUUAGCAUGCAAGCACUUUCUUUUAAAGUUACCACACAUUCAUCACAUAGAAUACGCACAGAGAUGCCUUUAUGUCAUUUUUGUCUGGUGAAUUUAUUGGAUUAUUAUUACCUCUAUUUCUACCACAAAAAAACAGGUUGAAGACAUCAGUGCUGGUAAUACAGAUGUGAUUUCAUUGUGCAACUGUUAAAGUCUAUAAAUGUAUUCUUUACUAUGAACUGCUCAGUGUCAACAUUUCUUUUAUCUAAGCGUGGACAAAAAUACGCAUUGGGCUCGUAAUAUAUUCAUGCAGCAUUUUAAAUAGCUUUGAUAAUCCUACGAUUUUGUCAUUAAAAGUGACUUUUAUAAGGAUGUUUGGUUUUAAACACGAGUGUAGCUUUUAGACAAAAUCUAUUUGGAAGAACUGAAGGAAUGAAUACUUCACCAUGUAAAACGAAUACACACAAGUUAUGCUGUUUUACUGCGUUCGAUGAAUCAAAUAAAGCUCAACCUAAAAUCUC
Mugil cephalus (flathead mullet) is the source of this 1548-nucleotide messenger RNA. Its product is annotated as extracellular superoxide dismutase [Cu-Zn]-like. Gene Ontology annotation, molecular function: superoxide dismutase activity; copper ion binding. The record is from RefSeq and is a predicted model, not a curated record. Lineage: Eukaryota; Metazoa; Chordata; Actinopteri; Mugiliformes; Mugilidae. Gene Ontology annotation, biological process: removal of superoxide radicals. Bases 150 to 800 code for a protein of 216 amino acids. The transcript is spliced from 2 exons.